CUGUUUGCCUCCAUUUUUGCGGGGAUUCGUUUGCGGCCAGUGGUUCCAUGAUUCGUGUGGCGGCUAGCUUCAUAAGGUGUCCUCGUACAAGAAACUCCAUCGCCGCGUUCCGGAUAAAACCCUUUUCUACUAUGGCCGCGAAUUGUGUGCGGGAAACCGAAGGUGACCUCUUUGGUGCACCGAAGGACCACUCACUGGCACACUGUGUGGCGGCAGAUCUUAAAAUGGGUGGAGGAAUUGCGGUCAAGUUUAAGCAAGUUUUCGGCAGGGUGGACGAUCUAAAGGCUCAAAAUGUCGGUGUUGGUGGUGUGGCCGUGUUGCGGGACUCAGCGGCAGACGCUCAGCAGCAUCGCUACGUUUACUACCUCGUGACGAAGGAAACAUCCUACCAAAAGCCAACGUACGACGAUCUCCGGAAGUCGCUGCAAGCGGUGAAGCAGCAUAUGGACGCAAACGGAGUCGGCAAACUGGCCCUUCCCCGCAUCGGUUGCGGUAUCGAUGGCCUGGAGUGGGACAAAGUGAAGGAAAUGUUGAACAACGUGUUCGGAGAAGGUGGAACGUACGAACUUGUUGUUUACAAUUUCGUUCCUAAGUAACCUCGCUUUAGAUCAGUGCUUGUGUUCCUUAUAUGAGUAAAAAAUUCGAAUAGUUUGCCGCCAAUAAAUCGAAAAAGAAUU
This is a messenger RNA of Anopheles bellator, 677 nucleotides long. RefSeq names its product ADP-ribose glycohydrolase OARD1-like. NCBI's taxonomy places the organism in Eukaryota, Metazoa, Arthropoda, Insecta, Diptera, Culicidae. The record is from RefSeq and is a predicted model, not a curated record. The transcript has a single exon. Bases 48 to 596 code for a protein of 182 amino acids. Gene Ontology annotation, biological process: peptidyl-glutamate ADP-deribosylation.